Penicillium crustosum is the source of this 5199-nucleotide messenger RNA. RefSeq lists its product as uncharacterized. Gene Ontology annotation, cellular component: nucleus. NCBI's taxonomy places the organism in Eukaryota, Fungi, Ascomycota, Eurotiomycetes, Eurotiales, Aspergillaceae. The record is from RefSeq and is a predicted model, not a curated record. Gene Ontology annotation, biological process: telomere maintenance. Bases 1 to 5199 code for a protein of 1732 amino acids. The transcript has a single exon.
AUGGUGGAGAUCCUCUCUGCUCGUCCGCCUACACCCCCAAGGACAGCCUCGCGCAUCGUGAUUGAAAACACCGAGUCACCACUAGCAGUUCAAACACCUAAGGAGUCAUCAUUUUCCACGCUGGAAUCGGCGGAAGCUGGCCCGUCCAGCCGCAGUUCGAAGAAAGUGAAUUUCUCGCCAUGGCCCAAGUACAUCAAACCACCAACCUUCGCUAGUGCUAUGAAAUCGGCCCCCGACUUCAAGGCUAUUUCUCCGUCCCCGAAUUCCAAGCCUAAGAAGUCGAUCCUGAAAGCAACCCAGUCACCAAUUCCUGUUUGGUCACCUAAUGUCGAUGCAUUCACCGCCGAAUCGCUUGCCAUGCUGCUCGAAUCGGUCACCCAACAACUGGCAGGCGAGUCAAUGACCUCCCGACUCGAUGCCUACAUGCAAUUCUAUGGCGCGCUACGAACGUAUGAUGGGCUUCCGGCGGGUCAGAAGAUUACCGAAAAACUGAAUCUCAUCACCGAGUUUAUUCAGCGAGAUGUGAAUCUGGACCUUGCGAACGUCUCCCCUAUCGAUACAAACCUUGCCAGCCAGGCUCUGAAACUGUCAGCUGCAUUUGUUUGGCAUCCGGAAAUUUCGACACAGCUUUCAGAGGAAUUCAAAAUCUUUCUGGUCGACCACUCCAUCACUUGUCUACAUGAGGCCAAGGCCCCGAAGUCUGUUUUGACGCACUACAUGUCCAUAUUGUCUACUCAAACCUUUGGCCCCAAGAUUAUGACCGGUGCCCGUGUGGCUCGUCUUUUGACGGUACUGCAAGAGGUAACCAAGAAUAUCAGUGGCAACGCAAUUGUUUCCCAUCGAUUGAACAUUUACCAGCGGCUGCUGGGCCAAGCCAAGACUACUUUUAUCUCCCAAGCCAACCUAUGGAUCGAACAUUUGAUAUUUGGGCUGCUUCAUCAUUUGAAGGAUACCAGGUCAAAAGCGAUCGCAUUUGGCCUGCAGGUGGCCACAGAAGCCGGUCCUAAUCCUACACUGUCAAAAAACAUCCAGGAUCUCUUCGACCGGCCAUUAGAGCACGGCCGAAAGCUUGUAUCAGAGGUUCGUGAGCGCAUGACACGAAUGAUGGCGUCGGUGGAUAGCGGUGAGCACGUUCCUCAAAUUUGGAGCGUCAUUAUCCUUCUUCUCCGCAACAAAAGAUGGAAUCUGGAGAAAUGGGAUCAUUUUAAGGAGUGGGUUCUCGUGGUCCAAAAAUGCUUCAAUUGCAGCGACCUAGCGAUCAAGACGCAGGCUAUCGUUGGUUGGAAUCGAUUUGUCUCUGCUAUCAACCCCAACGAAUCGACGCCCCGAGCGAUCCUACACAUGCUGGGAAAACCGGUACUUUCUCAAUUCGACCGCAGGAAGACCGACAAAUCAGGAUCACCGCCCACUCCAGUUGCUCUGACCAGCUACUACAAUCUGCUAUACUACACUUUCCGCCCUUCAGUUUCUUAUCAGCACCUAGAUAUUAUAUGGGAAGAAUACGUGGUAAUGCCGUCCUCAGGAAUUUUCUCAUCAGUCCCGGUUCUCAGUGACUGUCUUUCACGCAUAUUGACGAACCUGCUGUGGAGUACGCAGGCUAAGUUAUGGACAGAGAAUCGAAUCAAUGACACUACCAAAAUGGAAGCAGAGGAACUUCCUGCAGCUGACAGCAGAUGGGUUCGAUCAAGAAUUACCUCAAUUCUGAAGGUUUUUGAGCAUAUAUUCAAAGCAUCAGUUUGGAUCGAUGACGCAGUUGGCCAAUCUCACGUGGCAUUGGCCUGGAACAGUCUGUGCAGUGCGUUAUCGCUUGCGUCCAGCAAAGAGAUUACCCCCUCGGGGGAGUCGAUGCAAGCCGUUGCUAGCGUUUGGAGUCUACUGCACCGCCUUUGGAUUGCAGGGCCGCCCUCGUUGAAUGCCAACAGCACAGAUAUUUUCUUCGAAAGAUUCAGAUUCUUGUCUACCACAAUGAUUGUUUCUAUUGGGGGCAUUCCGUUUACCGAAAAGCUUCUUUUGAGAAACGCGGAUGGAACCGACAACAUUUCCAAACAUUCACACCCGAAUACGACACAAGAAAGUGCUAUUCUUCAUCUCCUUCGAAUAAUCAGCAGCACUGCAGGGACAAUAGUGCCAAGCAAGUCUUAUACACACCUUGUUUUAGGUAACAUUGACGCGGCAUGCAACGGGAGAUUCUCCCGAGGAUCUCGCCUAGAGCUUCUCCAGCAGAGUGCAGAAUUGAGCAUCACAAAAAGCAGUGCUAUCCCUCGUGCGGUCCAACUGUCUGAGGUGAUUUGGAAGGCUACUGCCCAGGCGGCCGCAGGUGCUUUGCAGUCGUUCCCUAUGGAGUCCGCUCGUGGUCGCGACGGCUCUGUAUCCCGUGACUAUGAAAAUGUCAUCAAGAUUCUCUCGUUUGGACUUUCAUUUCCAUCGGCCUUUCAAGAGUGGUCUCACUUGCUCGAAAUUUUUGUUCGCGUCGUUAGAACAGAGAAAGGGAACCAAGCGGUUGCCGAUAUGAUUGUGGAACCCAUGGCCGAACGCCUCAUGCAUCUUUCUGCUGGAGAUACCUACCUCCCCUCAACUUCGUUGCUUAGUCAUUCUUUAUCUAUCCCUUUCAUGCAAGGAACCGGGCUAGGGAUUGAUCGCAGUGGUAUCCAGGCAGCCGGUCAUGCCAUCUUUCCUCAUAAACUCCUCGCAUCAAUUGCCCAGACAUUACAUGGCGCAUAUGACAAUUUCAACGCAUCACAAUCCAGUGGCCUUCCUGACUUCAUAGAGGCAUUGACUUCUUUUCUUGGCACCGGUGUUCCGCAGUUCCAAAGCCAAAUUCUUCAAUGUCUCCAGUCCUCAAUCGGUGUUUGGUUAAAGGAUGAAUCUCACAAAAUCCAUGUUGACUGCGGUGUUGACAGCAGAACCCUGACGGCUUGCCGUGCGCUCUCAUCAGCUACCAUCAAUACUCUGCAAACAUCAGUUUCCCAUGACCUACCUUCUUUGAAAGACUUCGAGCCUAUUCUUUGCGCCGGGUUGGAGUCUUCGCAUAUGUCAACAGCCAAGAGAUAUGUCGAACUUUGGGGCUUGACCUUUGGCUCACAGGCUUUUGUCACCCCAGCCACCAUUUUGCAAGCCGUACAAACUGCCGAGUCCAGGAUCCAGGCUGCAACCUUGCCUCCGCAAGACGGUGAUCAGGAUACCGAGAUGUUAUCCCCACCUCCUCCGCAAGACAAAAUGAAUCAGUCAUUGCAUCAGCCGUCACAGGACAAUCAGCUUUCGUCUCCCGUCAUACGCACUGAAGACCCCUCUGUGGCUCUCAAGCCAACCGAACAGUUCCGUGAACCCCAGUUGCCGAGCAACCCUCAGAAGCCCAUGGAUGCGCAAAUUGUUGAUGGCCUCUCACUAUCUCACAAGCGUAAAAGCCAUCACGAAAUGUUUUCGAUGAUUGAAUCGAUUCAAUCUUCGUCGCCAGCUAGUACUCCACGCAAAUUGGGCUUCGAUACUCCUCGUCAUGUACGCAAACUACAUGGAGAAUCACUGACCAGACUUCCUCUAACGCCCACUCUCGCCCCUACUGAGAAUGAAGACGGAUUCAUCGGCUCGUCUCCUACGCCUGGGACCAGAGACCCGACACCUGCCAUGAAUUCCGAUGCACUCAUAUCAAGCCACCUGCCUGCGGAUUUGGGUGGAGACCCUCCAUCAUCUCCUCCCGAGAUGCAAUCUCGGAGUCCAAGCCCUCGCAAGAGUCGCUCGAAAAGCGCGCGGCGAAGGGCGGCGAAAGCAAGAAAGGCUCUCGUUGCUACAUCCAGCAAACAGUCAACAGUCAACAGCCCCGCUACUUCCCGCCUUGCGACAGAGAACAUAGACACACCUAUGAGUGAUGCCCAUGACUAUGAUAAUGAAAACGCCGACACUACACCUCGAGCAAACGGAGUUACUCCCAGUCGGCGACUUCGAUCUGCCCUGGGUAAGGACUCAGAUACAGCAGAGCCAUCUCCGGUGCCACCUGUUGACGCCGACAAAACACCUGUCCAACAACCAACUCGCAGAAGUAAACCAAGCUCGAGCUCCAAGAAGAAACGGAAGCAAACUCAGUCUAAGCCUGUGGAUGAUCAACCCCAGCAAGCCAUGGACAUGCCCCCUGAUACCCUUCUGGAUAGUUUCAUGGACUCGAGUGAAGAGACAGAGUCACAAAUCGCAUCACAGCUCGGGCAGGACUUGGAGUUAGCAGUGGAUAUGGAGGAUAGGGAUAAUCUAGAGCAAGCAGAACUUCCCAGUGAGCCAUCCAUGAAGAAGAGAAAGCGAGAUCAAGAGGAUUCUCCUUCAUCGGUGAGAACGGACAGGCGCCGGUCUACACGGCUGUCCACAGUUAAAGACGCAGUCAGCACCGAGUCAUUGCAAUCUGAUUCUUCACACUCACACCAUGCCAUCUCUCGGCAGGUUUCUCCUGCUAAAUCAUUGUCGCCAACUGCUACUCGCCGAUCCACCCGCAGUUCACAACGAAAGGAUAGUGAUAACCCUCCUGCAGACUCAGUUGCACAGGAAUCAACACAGGCAUCAACGCAAAACACCGAGACACCGCGGCCGUCUAAAAGGUCUCGCAAAUCCAUUCGUCUUGAGGACCAGUCUUCCUCUAUCGCCAUCGAUAGCAGUCCCCAAAGUGUCCCUCGAGAUACCCGGUCCCGCAAGACGCGGUCUCAGCAACAUGCAUUUGAGGCGUCUCAGCCUCAAUCAUCAAGCAUUCCAUCCGAGGAACAUGGCGAUACUGAUCAGUUGCCACCUCAGGUCGACGUGGACAUUGUCCCUGAGGGCCUCAUCACAAAAGACCAAGUGGGGCAGAACACCCCUCUUGUGUCUACCGAGGAGGCAACUAUCACUCAAGUCUCCGAAGUGGAGCAAGCCAUUGAGCCUGCGGUAAAACCAGACACCGAGGUGGACAUCGAAAUGGACAUCGACAUGAAUGCAGUACAGCAGUCCGGUGAAAUAGUCGAGCAAACUACAAGUGUUGCCACCACGGGUACACAAACCCAAGAAUUACCCCCCGAACCCAAGCCCGGCACCAGCGAACAAGCCAUCACCCAGUCUUUGAAGAACUUCUUGGGUGAAAUGAAAAUGACCAAUUUGUCCCCGAGCGCUUUCCGCGAGGUGGAUGAUAUUCUCUUCAAACUCCGUUGCGAGGCACAAAAUGCAUCGACGCGACACAAUACUUCAGCAUAG